AUGGCUUCCAACCCCCCUGCCGCCUGCUGUGCUACUGGCUUCAAGCAUGAGGGUACUCCUGUCGGCGAGGUGAAGAACAUUGACGGUGUCAACACCUACAUCACCUACCCCAAGGACAACAAGACCCCCGAAAAGGCCAUCAUCUUCUUGACCGACAUCUUCGGCAUCUUCCCCAACUCCCAGCUCCUCGCCGAUGAGUUCGCCAAGAGUGGAUACCUGACCGUCAUCCCGGACCUGUUCGCGGGUGACCAGAUCAGCGUCGCGGAUAUGGAAUCUGGCAAGGCUGAUUUGCCCUCCUGGUUGCCUAAGCACCAGCCCGCGAAUGUUGAUCCCAUUGUUGAGGCUUCUAUUAAGUAUGUCCGUGAGACUUUGGGUGUGAAGAGCGUUGGUGCUGUUGGGUACUGCUUCGGUGCUAAGUACGUCACCCGCUUCUUGAAGACCAACAAGGUCGACGUUGGUUUCGCCGCCCACCCCUCUUUCAUCACCCACGAGGAACUCGGCGCUAUCCAGGGUCCCUUCUCCAUCGCUGCUGCCGAAACCGACUCAAUCUUCACCACCAAGCUCCGUCACGAAUCCGAAGACACCCUCAUCAAAGCCGGCCACCCCUGGCAAAUCAACCUCUUCAGCGGCGUGACCCACGGCUUCGCCGUCCGCGGCGAUCUGAACGUCAAGAUUCAGAAGUGGGCUAAGGAGCAGGCGUUCGUUCAGGCCGUUGCUUGGUUCAACCAGUACUUGUAA
Messenger RNA from Penicillium subrubescens, 738 nucleotides. RefSeq names its product dienelactone hydrolase family protein. The record is from RefSeq and is a predicted model, not a curated record. The transcript has 4 exons. Gene Ontology annotation, molecular function: hydrolase activity. Lineage: Eukaryota; Fungi; Ascomycota; Eurotiomycetes; Eurotiales; Aspergillaceae. The coding region runs from base 1 to 738 and encodes 245 amino acids.